AUCACCCCAAGCCCUAAAGGUUGAUUUCAUGCCUUUGAAAAGGCUCAUAUGAUGGAUCCACGUUCUACAGGGAGGGUUGUUUGUCAAUUUAAAACUGCACUUCUUCGUAGACUUGAACAGGAUGAGAAAAGCACAUUUACCAAGAGAAUGGCAAAAAGUGAUUCUCAAGAGAUCAGAUUAUUUUGCAAGAAGAAAAUACAAGCUAAUGAGCUUAAUGAACUCAUGCCCAUCUUGGGAGAAGUUCUAGAAGCUGUUCAGAUCGGAACUGGCAUUGAGAAACGCAUUGCUACAGAAACUUUUGCAGAUAAGUCAGCCUUAUGCCGAUAUAAUAUUCUUCCGUUGUUUACUGGAUCGAAUAAACAAGCAAUUAUGCUUCUCCUUGAGAUCAAAGUUGCAGUUUCUGCGGUGUUUAAUGUUCGCAGUCUUCCUUCUUCUAACACUAAGGAUCAUAAAAAUCAGACAAAUAUUUUUCUAUGGAUCAAAAGUUGGUUUGGAUUCCAGAAAGGAAAUGUUACUAAUCAAAGGGAGCAUCUCAUUCUUUUGCUUGCAAGUAUGCAUGCAUGCCUGAGCCCGAAGUCGUCCUCUGAAGAAAUGAUUAAGCCUCAUGUGGAGCCCACAAGAGAAAUUAUGAAGGUCAAUGUGAAUAAUCAAAAGCAACGCUGGAGCUAUUCUUGCUGUAUGGGCCCCUAUAAUUCUUGUGGGAUUUUUUUAAGAUGAUGCUCAAUUUCAGAAUUUAGGUAAAGCUGAAAGACAUGAUCUGACAAAGUUUGCUCUUGUUUGGAACCGGAUAAUAAAUAGCUUCCGCUCAGAGGAUCUAAUAAGUAAUAGAGAGAUGGACUUGAUGACAACACCCAUGUCACUAGAGGAUAAGUCUGGUUCUAUUCGUUGGCCCAUGUUUUUACUCGCAAAAAGUUUUUGCAGUGCAUGUCCCUGUGAAUGUUAUUACGAUGUUCUACAGAUUUAUUCAAAUACUAAAAUCAAGAAGAGUAUUCAGAAUGCAAGUCUGUUGGAUGAUUUUAGGAUGGAUCGUUUGCCUUCACUGGUUGACAAGUUUGACCGAUUGGCAUAGCUUCUGGCAGAUCAUCGAAUCUCCACAAAUAUCCAGAGAAGAAUAUAUGGUUACUCCAGUUAGGUUGAGAUUCGGCCUUUCAACGAGGACAAAGCAUUCCAGGCUGCUUCUGAUCUUAUUGGGGAGCUCUUUGUUUUCUCCGUAUUUACAAUCUUUCUUUUAAAUUUUUCUUUGUGCAGUUGCUGUAAUUUUGGGUUGUCAGCUUUGCUAAAAUCCUUCCUGAAUUUUCAGGUGAAGAUUCUCCCUGUCUCACAAACCUUGAACUUUUAUGUCAAUAAUAUGUCAUAUCCAU
Messenger RNA from Oryza brachyantha (malo sina), 1361 nucleotides. RefSeq names its product callose synthase 3-like. The transcript has 13 exons. The coding region runs from base 49 to 717 and encodes 222 amino acids. Lineage: Eukaryota; Viridiplantae; Streptophyta; Magnoliopsida; Poales; Poaceae. The record is from RefSeq and is a predicted model, not a curated record.